This is a messenger RNA of Rattus rattus (black rat), 760 nucleotides long. RefSeq names its product serpin B6-like. Lineage: Eukaryota; Metazoa; Chordata; Mammalia; Rodentia; Muridae. Gene Ontology annotation, biological process: negative regulation of endopeptidase activity. The transcript is spliced from 3 exons. The record is from RefSeq and is a predicted model, not a curated record. Gene Ontology annotation, molecular function: serine-type endopeptidase inhibitor activity. The annotation marks the transcript as partial. Gene Ontology annotation, cellular component: cytoplasm.
UUGGAUAAAAUCAAAGAGCUGUUGUCUCCAGGUACAAUGAAUUCAAACACUCUGCUGGUCCUUGUGAAUGUCAUCUACUUCAAAGGAAACUGGGAAAAAUCAUUUAACAAAGAGGAUACCAGGGAGGUGCCUUUCAAAGUCAGCAAGAAUGAGAAGAAACCUAUACAGAUGAUGUUUAAGAAGUCUACCUCUAAGAUGACCUAUGUAGAAGAGAUAUCCACCAAGAUUCUGUUGCUUCCCUAUGUUGACAAUGAGUUAAACAUGAUCGUCAUGCUUCCAGAUGGGCAUGUUGAACUGAGCGAGGUGGAAAAGGAAAUAACUUAUGAGAAAUUCAUAGAUUGGAUGAGGCUCGGCAGAAUGAAGGGAGAAAAGGUGGAGGUUUUCUUCCCACGGUUUGAACUGGAGAACUAUGAAAUGAACAAUGUUGUAUGCAGGUUGGGCAUGACUGAUGCCUUUGAGGAGGGCAAAGCAGACUUUUCUGGAAUAUUUUCUAAGCAAGGGUUUUUUCUGUCCAACAUCAUACAUAAGGCCUUUGUGGAGGUGAAUGAGGAGGGCACAGAGGCUGAUGCUUCUACUGCAAUUGUUAUGAAGGUGUCAUCGCGGUUUACCCCCUGCUUCUGUGCUGAGCACCCCUUCCUUUUCUUCAUUCAGCAUGUUAAUACCAGUGGGAUUCUGUUCUGUGGCAGGUUCUCCUCUCCCUGAGGAAAGGGUGUUCCGAUCAUUCUUUUACCCAUUCUCCAUGGUUUGCCUGUGACCCAAA